Periophthalmus magnuspinnatus is the source of this 6848-nucleotide messenger RNA. It is a transcript of the gene sh2b1, whose product is annotated as SH2B adaptor protein 1. Gene Ontology annotation, biological process: intracellular signal transduction. Gene Ontology annotation, molecular function: transmembrane receptor protein tyrosine kinase adaptor activity. Lineage: Eukaryota; Metazoa; Chordata; Actinopteri; Gobiiformes; Gobiidae. The coding region runs from base 1124 to 3535 and encodes 803 amino acids. The record is from RefSeq and is a predicted model, not a curated record. The transcript is spliced from 14 exons. Gene Ontology annotation, cellular component: plasma membrane.
CUCGUGCAGGAGGCAUCUUCAGAUUUAGCAACAAAAACAAGCUUCGGGAAAAAUGAGCGUUUCUCCGUAAAACUGGAUCUGAGCGGGACUCAUGGAGCAGAUCUACCCAGAGGAGAGUGCGUGGAGCCCGGCCUGUGCUCUCCAGAAUGCAUUGUUGCGGAUUUAAAACUCAAAACUCAAACUUUGGAUCCUUAAAAACAUGUAGUUCCUCGUGUCAACACCUCUUCACUGAAAACAUGGCUCACUCAUCCAAUCGCAGCCCGCGGACCCCAAACGCCAAAGCCACUGUCCAAUCAGAUUCAACGAUAUACAAAUAACAGCGGUAUACUUCAGCUCAACAGUAUUCACUCAAAAACACAUCAACUCAUGACCUUUGCACUUUGAAACAGCCACCACACUAUUUAAACCAUUUCACCUUUAAUUUAAGCCACUUUUGACUGAAACCACAAACAUUUCGAGAGAUUCUUCUUUUUGGCAGCCAUUUUGAAUUUUGACUGAGAAUUGCGAUAUUUUUUUUUCUUUGGGACACUUUAAACUUCAAAUAUUUGACUGAGAAAACUGAAUGAAAUCUGAUUCUGAGCCACGUCUUCAGCAGCAUUACAGAAAUUCACUUUUUUAUCUGCAGUUCUUGAUUUUUUUUGUUCUUUUCUGACAAACACAACCCACAUUUGAAGGGGGACAUUUUUAAUUUGACACAUUUCAUACACACACAUGGAAGUAUGUGACGAAGCACGGGCUCUCGGGACUGUCCGGUGACGUUUUGAUCCUUGUGUUUUAGGGAUAAAUCGUUUUUUGUAAAAUACAUUUCAGUUUUGGAGUUUUCAGACAGUCGUCAUGUGGGACACUGAAGUCUGAGCCGUUUAAAAAGUUUGUGAUUUUGACGUUUUUGAGGAACAUAAAUAUUUCUGUUCAACCCCAAACAGAGCACCAUGUUUGACCCCUGACCUCUGAUCUUUUGCUCAUUUGGAUCGGUUCUUGUGGAUUUCCUGAAGCUGUGAUUGGUUUUCUCGAAAGGUGAAUCUCGACUGAAGACGCCAUGUUGGAGAGUUGACUCUGUUCUGACCUCUGACCCUUCUGGAGUGACUUCCCGUUAUCUUGCUGCUCUGGUUUCUGAUUGGCCAAUAUGAACGGCGCGUUGCUGACCCCGCCCAGCCCUCGAGCGGCUAACUCUUCACCGCUGCCUCCCUCUCCGUCUCCCUCCCCCUCUCCCCCCUCCCCCUCUCUUCUGCCCCUGAUGCCCCGCCCCUCUCCACUGCCUGCACUAGUGACUCCGCCCCCCGCGCCGCACCUGUCGUCUCACCUGUCAUCGCUGUCAGACACGCCCACGCCCUCACCCUCGCCCUGCCUCAGCUGGACAGAGUUCUGCGAGCUUCACGCCCGUGUUGCUGCGGGAGACUUCGCUCGCCACUUUAGGGCGUUUCUGUUGGAGAACCCACACUACUCGCCUGACUCUGCUGCCGCCUUUUGUCGCCGCUUCACCGACCGCUUUGUGCGCCACUUUCAGAGCGAACUCCAGGGGGCUCCACAGAGCUCUGCGGUGGCCGGGAGAGAGGAGACGCUGUGCUCGUGGGCUCCUCAGUCUGAUGGCACGUCUCUGGAGGACGAGGAGGCUUUAUCCCCUGUGUCUGCUCCUCCUCGCGUUCUCACUAAACCUCCCUGUGUCUCCGCCUCCCGCCUUGAUGCUCCCGCCCACCCCCCUUCCUCCUCCUCUUCAUGCUCCUCCUCCUCUGUGGGCGGCAACAACGGCCGGCGACCCGCGGGGAACGGAGCCGCACCAGUCGAAGAGCAGGAAGAACCGGAGGAGGAGAGCUGGACCGGAACGGCAUCUAUCGGAGAAGAGGAGGAGAGAGGGGGCGCUAUAGAGCAAGGGGAGAACACAGACACAUCACAGAACCACACCAGUUCUAAAGGGAACGGUUCUAAAAGGCUGAAGAAGCGUUUUUCUCUGAGGAGCAUGAGCAGAAGUGUGAGAGGGAUCCUUCACUGGAGGAGCACGUCCACAGAGCUGCCACAGAGCUACAGCUACACCAUGGGGGUCCAGGACGGGGGUAAGCGCUCGCCAGGUGCCCCCCCCUCGAUGCCCGUGUCCCUGUCGAUGCCCCUCUCCCUGCCCCACUCCUCUUCCUCCUCCUCGUCUCUGUCCCAGGACCCGCCCAACCGUCGCCGUAGUAACGGAGAGAACCCGCAGCACAAGGACAAGUGGACGCAGCGCCUGGACAAACUCCGCCUGUCGCGCUCACCCCCACCUGCCCUCAGCAUGGCACCUGUCGCACCUGUCGCCAACACACCGCCCUCUUCUGCCUCGCUGCCCCCCAACGCCAGCAGGAAGCCCGGGAGACUGGUGCGAGAGGGCGGAGUCACGGUCAGCGCAUCUCAUGAUGACUUUGGGGGCGGGGCUUUCUCCGGUUUCUCCUUCGGUCUCCUCCAUCACAGCGGCGACAGCAGCCCAGCAGCCAAUCACGCGGCGGCACCGCUGCCACUUGCUGGGGGCAGCAUGGCGUGGAGAGGUGGGCGCUGGCACAAGUGUCGCCUGGUACUGCGAGAGAGAGAGCGUGAGGGCGAGCGAGGGGAGGAAUACUACCUCGAGUUCUUCAUCCCCCCAAAGGCGUCUAAACCUCGUCUCAACGCCCCCUGCUGUUCCAUCGUGGACGUGAGGAGCACCACGGCUCUGGAGAUGCCCGACAAAGAGAACACAUUUCUCCUGCAGUUGGAUGGUUCGGCGCAGUACAUGAUUGAGACUCGGGAUGCCGUGCAGAUGAGGGCGUGGCUUAGUGACAUCAGGAACGUCAUGUGCCUCAGUGAACAGGACGAGUCUGAGGGCACCGGACCUUUGGACAUCAGCGGGACUCCUGAGAUCGUGGACCGACUUUCACAAGUUUGUUACGGUGGCAUCGCAGGCUCCUCCCCUCUCAUGGACCCACUUCCUCCUGAGCUCCCGCCCCGUGCUCCACUCGACGAAUCAGAUGGCAGGAUUCUGGGAGGGGGUGGGGCCAGUCUGGGCACACCGUUCGCAGAGACGCCCGACGCCACAGGCUCGUUCCUGUUCUCUGACCCGCCCUCCUCGGACCCGGUGGAGCACCCUCUCAGUGAGUGCCAGUGGUUCCAUGGGACCCUCUCUCGGCUGAAGGCGGCUCAGCUGGUGCUGGCGGGGGGGCCGGCCUCUCACGGGGUGUUCCUGGUACGACAGAGUGAGACGCGGCGAGGAGAAUAUGUGCUUACAUUCAACUUCCAGGGAAAAGCAAAGCACCUGCGCCUCUCUCUGAACGAGGAUGGACAGUGUCGUGUGCAGCACCUCUGGUUUCAGUCCAUCUUCGACAUGUUGGAGCACUUCAGAGUCCACCCCAUCCCCCUGGAGUCCGGUGGGGCGUCUGACGUAACGCUCAUCAGCUUUGUGGGUGCCACUGCAGUCCGACAGCCAGGCCGAGACCGGGCCGGCAGUCGCGCCGCGGCCUGUGAUGUCAUCAACACGCGCCAUCCCGACUCCCCAUCAACCCCCAUCUCAGACUGUGUACUUGAUCAGCAGUCGUCCCCGUAGCCCCGCCCCAUCGCCCCCCCCACCCCUCCCCCCGAGCAGGCCGCCUCCCCCGACGCCUCCCUCUCCCCGAGACGCUUCCUCCUCCGCGACCGCCGCACCCGCCGCCUCCACCGCCCGCCCGCCGCCUCCUCCUCAGUUGCCGCACCCCACGAGUAUCGCCGCGACUACCACCGCUCCUGCCGCCGUCCCUGUGCCGAGCAGCACACCCGUUGCACCUGUCGCCCCUCCCCCGACUGGAGCAGGGACUGGCGGGGAGCGAGGAGGAGGAGCGGGGUCAGAGGAGUGGGAGGACCCUGCGUUAAGACAGCUGGAGGCGGAGUCAGAGGACGUGCUUCGAGUCCCCCGCGCUGUAGACAAUCAGUACUCUUUCUUUUAGAGGGGGAAGCGAACCCAGGACUUGGUGGUGAGAGAGUGCGGUGAUGGAUUCACAGAACGAGACUUAAGGAGGAGGACAGACUCGGAGGAGCGGACAUUUUGAAAGAGGGAAAGCCCAAACGCAGCGAGGUGGGACUCAAAAUGGCCGCCACUCAUUUGACACUUUAUUUUGAAAAGGUACGACAUAGAAGUACUAAUGACGCAAUACGCUCUGAUGGUACUUCUAAUCUCACUGGUACAAGGGAAGACCUGGUCUAGUCCUGGUUUAGUCCUGGUCUGGUACUGGUUUGGUCCUGGUUUAGUCAUGGUUUAGCCAUGGUUUAGUCUUGGUCUGGUCUCGUCCUGUCCUAAUUCUGGUUCAGAUCUGGUUGAAUUUUGGUCUAGUUUAGUCCAGGUUCAGUCCUGGUUCAGUCCUAGUUUAGUCCUGUUCAGACCUGAUUCAGACCUGGUUUAGACCUGGUUCAAUCCUGGUUUAGUCUUGGUCCAGGCCUGGUUUUGCUUUGGGCCUUUUUCGAGUUUUGCUGAAUCCAAAACUUCACAAAAAUGAUCUCAUGAAAAAAGUGUUUUCAGAGAGCGGGCGAUCGAGGUAUGGUCCCAGUACUAACACUACAGAGAGAGAGAGAUGGAGUAAUGGAGGGAUGGAGAGAGAGAGAGUGGGAGGAGGGGAGGAGGAGAGAGGGAUAGAGGAGGUGUAACACUAAAGUGUGAGUGACAGGAGCCGGUUACCUCAGAGAGUCGACUGCUUCAGAACCAGGUCCAGUUUAAAGGAGCAGUGUGAGACUCUCCAGAUAAACAUGUUCACAUCAAAUAGAACUUUUAUGACAAAAACAUUGGACAGUGUCACGUUUAUUUAUGACAUAAUCUGGUACUUCCACAGAAAAGUUCCCUAGUGCACCUUUAAACUUGUCAAAAUAACACAAUGUGAAUUCUCACCCGCUGCACAUCAACACAUCACAUUAGCGAGCAACACUUUUUUUUUCUUUUCUUUUUUCAUUUUUACCACAAUUACUUCAUGACAGUUUGAACAACUGGUCUGAUAAAAAAAGUGAGUUUAUUUACAGAAAGUCUCAUAAUGUUUGAACUUUUAUUUACAUAGUUGUUCUGUCGAGAGAUAAACGGCUCCAUAAACACAUGUGGAUCAGUUUUAAAUUAUUUUAUUUUUGUUUAAAGUAAAUGCUGUUUUGAGUCUCUGAUAUUGGCUGGUAUCAGGGAUCUGUAAUCGGAAUCUGCGCAUCUCUAGCGGGGAGCAAGAGACUUGGAGUGAAAAAACUAAAGUAAAACAUGUUAUUACGUUAUGUGUUACAGUUAAUACCCCAUAAAAGUAAAAUACUCCCUCUUUAAUACCCCACAGAAGUGUAAGUUUGAGUUUUAAAUGAAAAUAAUUUAUAAAUGAUCCAUUUACAGAAAUUUUAAUGUGUGAGUUUGAAGCGUGAGGCAGUGACUCACACAAGGAAGUACACAUGAGUUCUGUCUCCUCUGGGACUGGGGCUUUUCACUCGUACAAUGUGACCGGGGUCAGGGGUCACACACAGUUCUAUUGAUUACAUUGGACUUUACCUUGAAUUACAAACCUGAUCAUUUCUAUUAGACCAGUGUUUCUCAAACUCAUUCAGGUGAAACUUCAUUAGAGUUUGUAUAGACCUGGUUAAGUCCUAGGUUAGACCUGGAAUAGUCCUGUUCUAGACCUGGUUUAGACCUGUUUUAAAAAAAGUUUGAGAGACACUGGACUAGACCAAACUAUAUUCAUUUUAUCUGCUCCAUCUGUGCUAGAUAUGAUUAGCAAAUUGAUACUUUGCAGUGACAUCACACUGGGGGGUUUUGACAUGUAUGUCUAUGGUGAAAUGUUCAGCAGUUGACAUGGGGACACAAUGCACUGGUGAAAAGAUUAAAAUAAGUCCUAAAAAGUUACAGAGCACAUUUUCAGGAGCCUGUGAUCCAAGCGUUCACGGUCUUGUUUAGGAGUUUGAUUUUACACAAAAAGGUGAGAGGGACUAACUGGAAAACUGUUGGCUAAUGCUAGCUAGCUUGCGACUGUAAUGUUAUUUGAGAGUGACUUGUUUAACAGCACAAAUCCUGUUGUAGUUCCGGUAAGUUAGUUCUUCAUGCUCAGAUUGUGUUACUUUAAUCUGAGCUUUGUUUUAACUCGUGUAUCAGAGCUUCAGACAGAGCAGUGCCUACAGUUAGUAUCACACCCCCAGAGUAUGAAUAGAAUGUGAUCAUCUGAAACAGCGAUGGUUCUAAACAUAAAAUGGCGUUUGUUUCUGAAGCAGUCGACUGAAACAGAUUCUUACCUCAUGUUUGGGCCUCUCUCUCUGUCCUUUCACAAUAAAAGACGGUCUGCAGUCCUCAUCUGUGCUUUUAUUUUGUAAAUCCGUAACACGCUGUUUAAAGCCGGCUCAUGUUUGUGCCUUUGUCAUUUCCAUGUUUCCAAAAAAGUGAAACAUUUUGUUCAGAAAGUUUUAAAAUUUUAGCUGAUUUUUGUACCUGUGCCUUUUCGUGUUCUGCAUCUAACGACCCCCUGGAUUUAGACCUGGUUUAGACCUGGUUUAAUCUUGGUUCAGUCCCUGGUUCAGUUCUGGUUUAGUCUUGGUUUAGGCCUAGUUUAGACCUGGUUUAGUCCUGGUCCAGACCCGGUUUAUGCCAGGUUUAGACCAUGGAUUAGCUCUAGUUCAGUCCUGGUCUAGUCCUGGUUCAGCCCUGCUUCAGUUCUGAUUCAGUCCCGGUCUAGUCCCGGUCUAGUCCCGGUCUAGUCCCGGUCUAGUCCCGGUCUAGUCCCGGUCUAGUCCCGGUCUAGUCCCGGUCUAGUCCCGGUCUAGUCCCGGUCUAGUCCCGGUCUAGUCCCGGUCUAGUCCCGGUCUAGUCCCGGUCUAGUCUCUUGUCUCUAGUUGAAUCUUGUGCCUUGUGUGUUUGACUGGGACUUGAGGAACGAUUCAAUUUA